GUGUGUGUGUGUGUGUGUGUAUCUCUGUGUCUGUGUAUGCUGGGACAGUGUGUGAUGUCAUGCGUCUCCAUGGUAACCCCAUGUUGUUAGUAACUGUGUUUUGGUCAGUCAGUCAGUCAGCCAGCCAUGGAGGAGCAGAGAGUUCAAACCUGCGACGUUUACAGGACGGAUCCAAACCUGCCGCAGCGAUUCAACAACCCCGAGUGUUUCCAUGGUUACAGAGAGAAGAUCGAUCAGCCGCUUUACCGAACAUCCAACCAAGCAUACGGCAGCAAGGGACCAACUGUUCAUGAGAUACAGACUCAGUUUAAAGGGAAGUCCCGUCAGUUCUCGGAGGCGAUGCUGCAGAGCGGGAUGUACCGAGAUCACGGCUUCAACACGUCCGUGGAGAGCAGCAGAGUGACCAUUUCCACGGCAACACAACACAACAGAGGCAACCUCCAUUUUCGCUAUCACUAUGGAAACCAAAAAAAUGACAAGUAGACGUUUAAACAACCUGUAAACAAACAAACAAAAAGUUUUGUACAACAAAUACAAGAAUAAAGAGAUGAAUCUGAAAUCUG
Molecule: messenger RNA, 563 nt
Organism: Sander lucioperca (pikeperch)
Lineage: Eukaryota; Metazoa; Chordata; Actinopteri; Perciformes; Percidae
Gene: pierce1
Product: chromosome 2 C9orf116 homolog
Exons: 3
Coding region: 127-483 (118 amino acids)
Biological process (GO): axoneme assembly
Cellular component (GO): axonemal microtubule
Source: RefSeq, a predicted model, not a curated record